UCAUCCUCAACCCUCUUCACCCAUUCCCAAAACGCUCUUUCAAUCUUCUACACACACACAAACACUACGUUUCCCGGCGAGCAAGAGAGAGGAGAGAGAUGGAAGGCGGAGGAAAAGUUAAGAAGGGAGCCGCAGGAAGAAAGGGAGGCGGUCCCAGGGCUAAGUCGGUCACCCGGUCCAUCAAGGCCGGUUUGCAGUUCCCCGUCGGCAGGAUCGGCCGGUACCUGAAGAAGGGACGUUACGCCAAGCGCGUCGGUAGUGGUGCUGCGGUUUACUUGGCCGCCGUCCUUGAAUACCUCGCUGCGGAGGUGCUGGAGUUGGCAGGGAACGCGGCACGUGACAACAAGAAGAACAGGAUCAUCCCGAGGCACGUGCUCCUGGCGAUUAGGAACGACGAAGAGCUAGGGAAAUUGCUGGCCGGAGUGACCAUAGCCCACGGCGGUGUGCUCCCGAACAUAAACCCGGUUCUGUUGCCGAAGAAGACUGACAAGGCGACCAAGGAACCCAAAUCUCCCCUGUUUUCGUGGCUUUCUUACGAUACCAAUGAAAGUGUUCUCAAGGAUGCGUUUGGAAAGCAUGGUGAAAUAAUCCAAGUGAAAGUUAUCUGUGAUCAUGUGACUGGAAAAUCAAAGGGAUAUGGAUUUGUGCAGUUCAAUUCUGAGACUGCAGCCACCACAGCCUUGAUGCAAAUGGACGGUCAGGUCCUCGAUGGGAGAAGUAUACGCAUCCAACAUGCACACAAGAGGUGACAACAAGGACCUAUAGAAUGAGAGAGAAAAUGAUGUAAUAUUGGAUUCACUUGCUUGACCAAACCACCUGACAUGUUCCACCUACAAUUUACCUCGUG
Molecule: messenger RNA, 847 nt
Organism: Rhododendron vialii
Lineage: Eukaryota; Viridiplantae; Streptophyta; Magnoliopsida; Ericales; Ericaceae
Product: probable histone H2A.2
Exons: 6
Coding region: 99-749 (216 amino acids)
Cellular component (GO): nucleosome
Molecular function (GO): protein heterodimerization activity; DNA binding; RNA binding
Source: RefSeq, a predicted model, not a curated record